Capsella rubella is the source of this 1605-nucleotide messenger RNA. RefSeq names its product putative F-box/FBD/LRR-repeat protein At5g22670. Gene Ontology annotation, molecular function: protein binding. The record is from RefSeq and is a predicted model, not a curated record. NCBI's taxonomy places the organism in Eukaryota, Viridiplantae, Streptophyta, Magnoliopsida, Brassicales, Brassicaceae. The coding region runs from base 152 to 1576 and encodes 474 amino acids. The transcript has 5 exons.
GUUUCCUAAAUCCCUAAACACUAGAAGACGAGUCUCCCGAAGCAUUCAGUGAAUCUGAGAAGAAAGCGAGGCCUCCGCUCCGGUGCUAAUUUCUUCGGCGCCGGCGAAUCGACGAUCUGUGUGUGUGUGUGUGAGAGAGUGAAACAAAACAAUGAACGAGAGAGGAGUAAGGUUAAGAGGUGGUCGUAUGAUUGGGGAAGAUAGGAUAAGUUUCUUUCCUGAUCAUCUGCUGUGUGAGAUACUCUCACAUCUUCCUACAAAGGUUGCUGUUAGGACUUGUGUUUUGUCCAAGCGAUGGAAAAGUCUCUGGCUUUCUGUUCCUCUGUUGGAUUUGGGCGUUGAAGAGUUCCGAGCUGGUUACUCUGAAUUUGCGAGAGUUCUCCAUAGCUUUCUUGACAUCUCUAGGGAGACACGCAUACACAAGCUCAUUCUUUAUCUUACGAGAAAUCAACGUGAUCAGUCUUACUUGACGCAGUGGAUCCACAACGCUGUUAUGCUUAAGGUUCAACAUUUGGAUAUUAAUAUAUGUAGUGCAAGUUAUGUAGGUACGAAGCUGAUGCCCCUUUGCCUCUACACCUGUGAGACUCUGCUAUCCUUGAAACUCUAUCAUGUGGCAUUGCCUGAUUUCGAGAAUGUUUCUCUACCUCGUCUCAAAAUCAUGCAUUUAAAUGACAACAUUUACACUAGUGAUGCUCUUCUGGAGAAUCUUAUCUCAUCUUGCCCAGUUCUUGAAGAUUUAAAAGUUUUUAGAUAUGUAGGGAUAGAGAACGUCGUUAAGGUUUUACGAGUACGUUGUCAGUCAUUAAAGAGUCUCCAAAUUUUUCUCCAUAGUGUCUGGUAUCAGGCUAGCGAGGAUGAUGAUUGCAAGGUUGUGAUUGAUGCUCCUGGACUCAGCUGUUUGAAUCUUGAAGAUCACUGCUCGAAAAGCUUCGUUAUAAGCAGUUUGACUUCACCUGUCAAGGUAGAUAUUGAUGUCAGUUUUGAUGUGGUGAGAAGUGUAUUUAGAAAUGUCUCCUCAAAGAGAAGUGUAGUGAGGAACUUCCUCACUAGGCUCUCAGGCAUUAGGGACAUGACUAUGAGUGGAACAACUUUGAAGAUCCUAUCUUACUACGUAGUAGACGAGCCGCUUCCCCAGUUUCCUAACAUGACCCACUUCUAUGCGGUCUUUUACAACUCUGAUUUGCAAAAGCUUCCAAACUUUCUUGAGAGCUUCCCGAAUCUCAAAUCCCUUGUCUUGGAGCUGGAGGAAUUUGAGAAGAACGAACUACUUAUUCUCUCAUCAUCAAUUCCAAAAUGUUUAAUAUCAUCCCUGGAGCAUGUUGAGAUUCAAACAGCUAUUAGCGGAGCUGAACCGGAAAUGAAACUAGUAAAGUACUUCCUCGAGAAUUCUGCUGUUCUUAAGAAGUUUACGCUGCGAUUGGGUUGUAAGACAAUGGACGAAGAGUCUAUCAUCUUCAUGGAACUUCUGAGAUUUAUGAGAUGCUCUGCUUCUUGUGUAGUUGAUGUUGAACUUGAAGAUUUGUAUCUUAUCUUUCCAUCCAAAGCCAUGCAUUUCCUAAGAAGAGAGAAUCUGUAGACUCAUUGUGGAAAAUUUGUGAAGGCGGC